Brassica napus (rape) is the source of this 1804-nucleotide messenger RNA. Its product is annotated as amino acid permease 1. NCBI's taxonomy places the organism in Eukaryota, Viridiplantae, Streptophyta, Magnoliopsida, Brassicales, Brassicaceae. Gene Ontology annotation, cellular component: plasma membrane. The record is from RefSeq and is marked provisional.
GUAAACACAUAUCUAUUGACUACAAUUAGACUUCUUCGUUUACUCUCUCUCUCUCUCUCUGACUUACACAUUUACUUAUCUUCUUCUCUCUGUCAACCUCCUUUGCUCUCUUCUCUCACUAUGAAGAGUUUCAACACCGAUCAACACGGUCACUCCGCGGCGGAAUCCGGCGACGUCUACGCCAUGUCCGAUCCAACAAAGAACGUUGAUGACGAUGGCCGAGAGAAGAGGACGGGGACGUGGCUUACGGCGAGUGCGCAUAUUAUCACGGCGGUAAUAGGCUCAGGAGUGUUGUCGUUGGCAUGGGCCAUAGCUCAGCUUGGUUGGAUAGCAGGGACUUUGAUUCUGAUCAUUUUCUCGUUUAUCACGUACUUCACUUCUACGAUGCUCGCUGAUUGCUACCGUGCGCCGGAUCCCCUCACCGGAAAACGAAACUACACUUACAUGGACGUUGUUCGAUCUUACCUCGGUGGUAGGAAAGUGCAGCUUUGUGGAGUGGCACAGUAUGGGAAUCUGAUAGGAAUCACUGUUGGGUACACCAUCACUGCUUCUAUUAGUUUGGUAGCGAUCGGGAAAGCGAACUGUUACCACAAUAAAGGGCACCAUGCAGAUUGUACAAUAUCGAACUAUCCAUAUAUGGCGGCCUUCGGGAUCAUUCAGAUCCUUCUUAGCCAGAUCCCCAACUUUCACAAGCUCUCUUUUCUCUCCCUUAUGGCUGCGGUUAUGUCUUUCGCUUACGCAAGUAUUGGGAUUGGCCUUGCCAUCGCGACGGUCGCAGGUGGGAAAGUGGGUAAGACGAAUAUGACGGGAACGGUGGUAGGAGUUGAUGUAACUGCGGCUCAGAAGAUAUGGAGAUCGUUUCAAGCGGUUGGAGACAUAGCGUUUGCAUAUGCUUACGCCACGGACACAUUGAGAUCUAGCCCCGCAGAGAACAAAGCUAUGAAAAGAGCAAGUUUUGUGGGAGUAUCAACCACCACUUUCUUCUACAUCUUAUGUGGUUGUCUUGGAUAUGCUGCAUUUGGAAACAAAGCCCCUGGUGAUUUCCUCACAGAUUUCGGAUUCUACGAGCCAUUUUGGCUCAUUGACUUUGCAAACGCUUGCAUUGCUUUCCAUCUCAUUGGUGCCUAUCAGGUGUUCGCGCAGCCCAUAUUCCAGUUUGUUGAGAAGAAAUGCAAUAGAAACUGGCCUGACAACAAGUUCAUCACAUCUGAAUAUUCAGUAAACAUACCAUUCCUUGGAAAAUUCAACAUCAACCUCUUCAGACUAGUGUGGAGGACAGCUUAUGUGGUUAUAACAACUUUAGUAGCUAUGAUAUUCCCUUUCUUCAACGCCAUCUUGGGUCUUAUCGGAGCAGCUUCCUUCUGGCCUUUAACUGUUUAUUUCCCCGUGGAGAUGCACAUAGCACAAACUAAGGUUAAGAAAUACUCUCCUAGAUGGAUUGGGCUGAAAAUGUUGUGCUGGGUUUGCUUGAUCGUCUCCCUGUUAGCUGCUGCUGGAUCCAUCGCUGGACUGAUAAGUAGUGUGAAGACAUACAAGCCCUUCCGGACUAUCCAUGAGUGAGUUUGAGAUCCAUGCAUGAGAGUGAAAAAAUGUAACAGUUUGGUAUUUUCUUUGUAACUGUUUGGUGUCUAAAAUCCAAAUGAAAAUAUUGUAUUGCUUAAAAAGCUACAUGAAUGUCUAUGUAUCAUCCACAACUUUCAGUGCAAUACAUAUGACCCAAUAAUAGCUUUUUCAAAUUUGAUUGAUCAUGUAUAAACCAUACGAACAUAGCCCAUGUCCGAAGAGAGACAAUGAAUCUCAUGUA